Molecule: messenger RNA, 3285 nt
Organism: Closterium sp. NIES-67
Lineage: Eukaryota; Viridiplantae; Streptophyta; Zygnematophyceae; Desmidiales; Closteriaceae
Source: the annotation of a GenBank genome assembly
AAUUUCCUCUUACGAAGCUGAGACCCCCACUCUUCUGCACGUUGCUCUCGCCCUUAGAAAUUCGCAGCUCUCUCAGCUGUCGCGCAGCUCGCUGGCUUUAGUCGACUCCCGUGGCCUGGUGUGCGAAGCUGUGCGAAGCCUACUCCAUCGCCUACUAGAUGCGCGCAAGGACUCGUGUGAGAAGACUUCCCCGUUUGGAGCCUGGUUAGCUGAGGCCCUCCUCUGCACGUGGCACGCGCCCUUCGAGAUUCGCAGCUCUCGCGCGUGGAUCAGCUUUCGCGCUAGCUGACUCCAGUCGACUCCCGAGGCCAGGUGUGCGAAGCUGUGCGAAGACAACUCGAAUCGCCUACUAGUGCUAGCUCCGCGCAAGGCUUCGUAACGAGGUGACUUUUGAGUCGAGUCGUUAGAAAACGCCGCGAUGGCGCACUCAGUGCGGUUGCCCACCGUAACCCCGGUGGGAGCUCGCUGGGAUGCGCCGCGGCAGGGGAUCGUGAAAAGCGCCGGCAGCCGAUGGCGAGCCAAUGACUCAUUAGGAAAGGCGGGCUCUGCGAUGGCUCACUCAGUGCGGCCGACCACCGGCAGCCGAUGCGGGGUCGAAGGGUUGCGGUCUUCGUCAGCCGCAGAAGCUCAGGUUGCGCCGCGGCAGGGGAUCGUGAAGAGCGCCGGCAGCCGAUGCCGAGUCGACGGCUCGCUGCGACUGCUGCGAACGACGCCGGGAUGCGUUUGCGACACCACGCCGGAGCUGCGACUGUCGCCCAGCUUGUCGCUGAGCCUGCCACGUGGCGACGACGUCGCGCCCGCGGGGAAUACGGCGGGGAAUGCGGCGGGGAAUACGGCAUUGAGGUUUCCGAUGGCUCGUGCGGCGCUUGGAGAAUCCCGAGGCAGCCAAACUUGGUAUUUGCGCCGCGAAUCGCGGCGGACGACGCGCUGGGGCAGACACGUGGCGAUGUGUGCUCGUGACGAGACGGGUGGGUCUGGGGCAGGGGAGCGCGGGGAGGAGCCAGGUGAUACUAACGAAACCGGGAGAGUUGUGAUAGUACCCGUCGGCUUCGAUAAGAACGACGGUGGUCUUAGUCAGCCUUCGGUAGAUUCACAUUCGGACACACCAGCAAACGGAGCUGCUUGUAACGCGGCGGUGGUUCCACCUGCUAACGAAGCAGCCUCGAGUUCUAGAAGCGGGGGCGGCACGAUUCUCGGUGCCGUGGCGCUCAUUAUAGGCACCUCCGUCGGCGCGGGCGUGCUCGCGCUGCCUUCGGAAACUGCUCCCGCGGGUGUUUUCCCCUCGUCGUUCGUGCUAAUAGCCUGUUGGGCCUUCCUGUGCCUCGAGGCCUUACUGCUAGCCGAAGUCAACGUAGCUUUGCUCAAGGAACGGUCGGCUGCUGGUAGUAGUGCUGUCACCACCGCUAGUAGCAGCAGCAGCAGCAGCAGCAGUAGCGGCGGCACCAGCAGCAGCAGCAGUAGCUCCGGAGCUGUUGCUUCGGAUUCCGAGCCUGAGCGAGGCUCGGACGUCCUGUCCUACCGAACCAUGGCCGAGGCAACGCUAGGUCCGGUGGGCGGCACUGUAGCUACACUAGCAUACGUGUUUCUAUCAUUCACCCUUAUAAUCGCAUAUUUCGCUAAAGGAGGGGAAGUAUUAGCUUUUGGCACUGGCCUACCCAACUGGGUGGGUGCAGUGGGGUUCUUUGCGGUGCUGGGAGGUUUUAUCUACAGUGGCAGCACCAGAACAGCUGAUAUAAUAAACCGGGUAUUGACAGCAGGUUUGCUGGGGAUAUUUACCCUGCUGGUGUGUGGAGGGGCGGCCAUCGCGGACUGGGAUGAGCUGGCAGUUGCUGAUUGGUCGGAAAUGCCGACCACUCUGCCCGUGAUCUUUCUCGCGCUGGUCUUCCACGAUUUGAUUCCCGUGAUCUGCACGUAUCUAGACGCGAAUCUGGGAAAGAUUCGGGCGGCAAUCGUGAUGGGGAGUGCUGCUCCCCUGUCCAUGUUUCUAGUGUGGGAUGGAAUUUCACUCUCCAUCUCUCCUUCCACUCUCACUUCUGCCACUGCUGCUGGUGCUGCUGCUACUACUUUCUCCUCCUCCCUCUCCUCCUUGCUCUCGUCUCUCUCCACCUCCCUCUCCCACCUCGCCUCCUCCCUCCCCUCCUCCCUCUCAACCGCCCUCUCCACUCCCCCCCUCCCUCACUCACUCCCUCACUCCCUCCUCUCCUCGCCCUUCCAGGACCCCCUCAGCCUCCUCCUCCUCCAAGGUACCCCCCUCCAAUCCUCCAUAGUUCUCACCUUCUCCUUCUUAGCCGUGGCUACCUCGUUUCUCGGCACGUCUCUAGCCCUAGCUGAGUUUUAUAUGGAGCAGCUGGGUCUGCUGGUGCUCAACAGAAGUGAAGCUGCUUAUAAGGAGGAUGACUGUAGCGAUGAUAGGGGAGGUGCUGGCGUCACUGACACCACUGGCGGCAUUGGCACCACGGGCCACACAUCUUCUCCCCUAAUCACCGGGUUGGACUGGGUGCGGUCGCAUGUGAGGGAGGCGGGGUUCCUGCUGGCCCUCUGCCCGCCGCUGCUGGUGGCUCUGGCGAACCCGGGGGCGUUUGUGGCGGCGAGUAAAGCUGCCGGCGCAUACGGCAUGACGGUGCUGUACGGAAUCAUGCCGCCGCUCAUGUUCUACGCACACCAUAAGCAGGAGGCACUGGCGUGUGAUCCUACAACACGCGACUGCUCCAAGCACCACCGGUGGCUGGAGCCCGGAGGAAGCUUCGCCCUGGCGAGCAUGGGAGCAUGCGCCUUCUCCGUGAUCGCAGGGCAGGCUGUGCUGGACGCCUCUUUCUUCUCUUCUCCGUCAACCUUGGAAGCAGGCUCGAUCGUCCUCGCACAGAGCGACUCGCUACCAGAUAGCAGCGCGCAGUGUGACUCUCUCGGGGAUAGCAGCGGCGACAACGACGAGAGCAUCAGCAGCAGCAGCAGCAACAGCAGCAAUUUGUGCACUGUUGCUGCAGCAGUAGUUACGAGUCCUGCUGCUGUUGCUUCCAGGGGCCAUGCGGUCAACCCCCAUUUGGUGUAUGCCAGCCAAUCUGCUCCUGACACGUCAGAUCUGUGUCAACCUCUGCUGGACGAAACGAGUGUGGUUGAGAUAUGAUACAGCACAUGUCAUCAUGUUGCAGCUUUUAGUGCGUCUCUUCUCCUCUCCCUUAUUUUAUGCCCUGCUUGCAAGUUUUGUUGGUAAUAGAGGCAUUUCGCAAGUUCAGUAUUUUUUUUAGACGGGUGAUUUAGUAGGUGCUUGUCACAAGGUUUGCUAAG